Racocetra fulgida is the source of this 237-nucleotide messenger RNA. The record is from the annotation of a GenBank genome assembly. Lineage: Eukaryota; Fungi; Glomeromycota; Glomeromycetes; Diversisporales; Gigasporaceae.
CAUAAUGUUAGUGUCAACAAUUCUGAAACAAAAAAUUCUGAGGCAGAAAAUUCUGAAAUAAAAAAUUCUAAAGAGUUUUCUUGUGAUGAAGUGGUUGAGAAUAAAAAUACAGCAAGCAUUAUAAAGAAGCUUCAUAUAAUAGCAAGAAAUUAUUAUAAUGAUAAUAGUGAUGAAAAAGCUACUGAAGAAGCUUGUGAUGAAGAAGAGAAAGUUGAUGAAAAGGAGGAAGUUGAUAAA